CUUUACUCCACACUAACUGUGUCCUCUAGCCCGCAACACGUGAUGAAAUGGCCACCCCAUUCGCCCGUAUUUCGUCUCUGGAGCUCGAUCAGUUUUUAAAUGACGUGCACAAAAACAUCGAGCACGAUUUGGAGCAUGAUGAGCUGACAGACUUCAAGAAGUUGGUGCUCUGCCUCUUCCGGUUUGCCAGCGCCAAGCUCUCCAUGUUACAGACCCGCCCAGACGCUGAGGCGCAGGGUUUUGUGUCACGGCUCUUUUCGGCUAUCGAGCUAGUUUUCUCGAAACGGAAGUCGUUGCUCAACAUCGAGGUGCUGCUGGCGGACAUUUCUCUGAUUUCCGCCGAUUCGCCGUCCUCGCUCACGCGUCACAAUACGGCUACCUUAUUCUAUGAAUGGGCCCUUGGCUUUGCCAUGCUGUGGCUUUCGCAGUUCCCCGAGAAUCUCCAGCUUACCAACUUGAUCAAGCUGUUUUUGAUCGAGCUCAUCAACAUCGUGUCUGUGCGUCUUCAUGGACUCAAACAUAAAAAAAAUCUACGCUCCAUCUUACUCUCCACGCUUGAGACGAAUGUCAAUAAGGUGUACCGCCAUGUGCUGACUGAUGGGCCGUCGGAUCUACAUCCGCUAGCGUUCGGGCCGCUACUUUCAUGCACGGUGCAUUUAUUUACUGUGCUUAACGACUUCGACACUUCGGCCAAAUUGGCCCUACAAACGGCAGACUUCAAGUACCGUUUCGAGUCUUAUGCCAAACGCUUAGAAUUUGUCAUUUCCUCAUCCAGCACAAUGUCCGUACCCUCUCUGUCGCCGGAGGCUAGUUUGAAUCUACUAGACACGUGCAGAUCCAUCCUACUUCUUAAUCUCUCUUCCAACAUACAAUUAGACAUGACAACGCGGUGGUCCCUGAUUGAAUUGGUUCUCAAGUGGAUCCACCAAUAUUUCAUAAAGCUUCAGAAUUCCCGAGGCGGAGCAACGCACAGCAUGAAUCAAUACAACAGAGUGACAUGCGUGAUUUUGAUGAAACUUUUUAUUUUCUGCCGGCUGCGGGGCAUCCUCCUGAAUUUUUUCAACUCGUUUCCUUUUUCUCUGUUCGAAAUGGUCGAGUCCACAAGCCACGACCAGCUGUUGCCAAUCGUGAUUUCAAGAACCUUGCACUUGGUACAUCUUCAAAGCAUUCUGGUGAUGGAGCAUGCGCCGGCCAGAUUUUCUAAGGCAGCAGCACCUUUUAUGGAUGCUGAACUUGAUUUUCUACGGGGUGUUGUUCUUGGCGCAGAUUCGUCUCAUCUCGUCAAGAAAUUGCAAUUCGCAAUCGACCGCCCACAUUCAUUCGCUACCUUCAUUGCACAAAGUGAUCCACGUGGACCAGCCGAUUCCUCCAGCAUAAAGUCCUGGAUUGCGUAUGUGGUGAAUCUCAUUCAAAGAGAGAUGCAUGGGCCAAACAAUGAUCUGUUGCAUAAUCACGCCACUUUGCAUUCUUUUUUAUCCGUGUUGAGAGACGUUCCGUGCAUAAUCUCCGGGGAUUUCGAUUUCUCCUCUGAAAGCUGCAUGCACUGCACGACAUUCUCGGCCCGGAACUUAUACGGCAAUAUCUCAAUUAAAAGAAAGCAAGUUUCGGAAGUGAGUGACGCUAUGACAUUAUACUCGCUAGUGUUCUGUGAAUAUUUGCUCAAGAAUAAUGAUGGUCGCUUAUACGAGGAUAAUUUAUUGGCGACCAAUUUCUUGCUCGCUCUUUUCAAUUUGUUGGCCACAUUCAGGCUCCCGGAUCGAGACUGCAAGCCCAAUCAUCCCAUGAUCGUCUUUGUUCUUCGAUGUCUUGCCAAACAUAAUAAUAGAGAUGUCCGGAUUUUGGCGGCUCGUGUGGUUCCAUUGUUUUUGAUUCGUGAAGUAGAUCAGAAUCUGGAGUCUUUGUUCAAAGCUAUCUUUGGAACUUUAUCAAGCAUAAAGUACAGCUCUGCCCAAGGGAACAUCCACUUGGCGGAAUCCACGAUGUUGGCACUUUCAGAACUUGCAAUAACGAGUGAUGGUGAAUGGCUUUGUGUGAUUUUCAUCAAGUUGAUACAAUCUUUGGGAGAGCCCAAUGAGCAACAUGUCAACCUAGCAUACAACAGUAUUCUAUAUGUCGCAUCUGCAAAGGCAAUGACGCCUUACAAACUUCUCUCGCCAUAUCUUCCCAGCAUCGCGGAGAUUAUUAUUCAAAACGCACACAUGUUUUCAAGAUUGACCGAAUUGCUUGGAAUAUCCAAGAAGUAUUUCCUAAGUAACACUCGGGAGUACACAACUCCUCGUCUCAUGGAAUACUACAAGCAUGACUUCAUUCAAGAAAUUGCGGAAGCUUCGAAUAUGACCAAAGUUAAACUUAUCUCCAAGAUGUUGCCCCGCAUUAUCGCCACAUAUCUUUGCAAAGAUGAUCACAAUGAUGCAAAAUAUAUAGUGAGCGUUUUGAGCAACGUGAGCCCGAGCUACCGAUCAAUGAGAAUUUUAGAGUUGGUGUCAAACGUGGGAGCUGUGCUCUGGGCAAUUUUGCUCCAAAUGCAAAUGGACGAAGAUGGUGUUUUGAAAAACGAGACAAAGAUAGUGCGUGCAAUAACUUUCAUUGCAAAGAUCCACUGGUCCAAAAAGCCUGAAAAUAAUUCAUCAGGAUCCCCACCGGACGAAGGUCUGUUCGAUUAUGUCAGCUACAUACUUCAAGACUAUAUUCUUGAACUUGCCCAGAAAUUUUCGGAAGUCGUCCAUCAAACAAAAGGAAUAAAGCCAUAUAUGGAAAAGGUUAACUCAAUUCGGGCCAUGCAAUUCAUUAUUUCAAGGAACAUUGAAGCAGCCACGUGGGCUUUGGGCCAAAUAUCGACAUGCCUUCAAGCUGCGAUGGAUUUCUCAUCUUUGGAAGUAUAUGCUCUUCUGUGCUGGAACGUCCUUGUGCAACGAUUGGACUCCCCAAAGCUUGUUUCUUUGUUUGACAUUUCAAUUUCUUUGAUUUUCCAGAAAUUCGAGAGCUUCCCCUUAAGGUCUAAAUCCAUUGCAGCGGAAAUUUUGAAACGACUUUAUCGAGAGAUCACAGAGAAGUACAACAACUAUGGUCCCUAUUACUACUCCUACUCUUUCACUAGGGGCUUGGACAAAUUCUAUGCACCGGAUGCUUCUUCAAGUGCGAUGCUGAAACUCAAAAACAGAGUCAGACUUUUUCCCGAACUAACUAGAAGAUUGCAAACGAACAACAGAAUCGUUGUCCAUCAAGCGUUAGAUGACUUGAUUAAUUUGUCGAAAGCAUACCAACAGAAAUGGCAAAGCGAAACCUUAAGAGAGAGUUCAAGCGAAAACGAAAUCUCCAAAAUGGUAAGGACUGUUUUGGAUCUUUCCGUUCAAUUCAAAAGCAGAGAUCCUGAUUUGUCUACCAAAUGUGCAAUUGUCUUGGCCAGCUUGGGCUCACUUGAUUCCAGCAGAUUCAAUUUCAAGACAAUUAACUCUCAAAUUAUUGUGCUCUAUGAUUUCCAGGACUACGAAGAAAACUCUACGUUUUUGGUGGACUUCAUACAGAAUAAGGUCAUAAAGAAUUUCUGGGCGCUGAAUGAUCCCACCAGACAGCUUUUCUCUGUUUAUUCAAUGCAGAGCUUUUUGAGGAUUUUACGCCUAGAACCUUCAAUCUUGGAAGGCGAGAGCCAGGGAAUCCGCAGUGAGGUUUGGCAUCGCUUCUCGGAGAUUGACAGAUCCACCCUCACUCCACUACUCUCGUCUAUGUAUUUUGCCUCGCCUCCUCGAUAUGAGCCCAUUGAGUUCCCUCACUACCGGCUAGGCAUGAGAUACGAAAAGUGGUUGGUUGAUCUUUCCACGAAUCUCUUCCGGAGACCGAUCGCUAGUACUGCCACUCAGAAAGGCAAGCCAAAUGCCAACCCAACCAAGAAUUUCAUCUUUCAAACAUGCUCGAUGCUCAUCAGAGACGAUGAGAUUUCGAUCUCGCUGUACUUGUUGAAGUAUGUCGUGUUGUCACACAUCGCGAGUGGCGAUGAACAGGCUCGAAACGAUAUUCUCAGCGAGUUCUUGUGUGUUUUGAAAACGGAUUCGAGCUCAAAUGUCGGAUCUGACAGGACAGAAAACCUCAAAUUGUGCUACCAACGUAUUUUCGAGGUGUUGGACUACUUCAACGAAUGGGUGUCAGCAGCAACAGAACGUAUGAGCGACAGCAGUCUACCGAAAGUAGAUUAUUUGAUGUUGAAAAGUUGUCGUUCGCAGGUGUCGAGUUUUCUCGAGGAAAUCCCUACACAAUUGAUUGCCCUCACAUCUUCCCAAUGUGACUCAUAUGAACGGACGAUUUUGUACCUCGAAAAAUGCUACAGGAAAGAGAAGGACGAUACCAGAGACGCGUUCGACAAGCUCAAUAUUGCCAGCACUCUCCAAUCAGUGUACGCAAACAUCGAAGAUUAUGAUGCUUUGAACGGUGUGCUUAGGAAGUUCUCAACCAGAAAUUUGGCAGAGAAGCUCGAUGCUUUCCAGUAUAAUGAAAACUGGUAUCUUGCGCAAGAAUCUUUCCAAGUCUUGAGCAGCAUUGGCAGCGAGGACGUCCGCGUCAACUGCAACACAAGGUUGCUAAAGUCCUACACAAAUCAUGCGCUUUACGAUAAAGUUCUUUCGUCUCUCGAAUCACAAAUUGGAAAUGAGUCCAUCACACGUCUCCCAAUAGCCUGGACAAUGGUGGGCCUACAAGCUGCUUUGGAGUCGGGAGAGAUCAACGAGAUUACCAGAUGGUACAAUGCCGUUGCAACGAUUGGAAUGCCCCAAGACGUCGAAGAUGUAGCCACUUUGGAGUAUGCAAGCGGCUUGCUUUCACUAGCAAAGCAAGAUGAGAAGAAGUUCACACUGUCGAUCCAAAGCAUUUAUGCAACUAUCGGGCAGUCGUUGUCUCUGUCGAUGUCUCUGUCGUUUUCAAGAAACACGAAUCUUUUGAGGCAGUUACAUAUUUUGUUUGACUCUUCUCUCAUUGUGUCUGCUGGGAACGCCGAUGCAAUCAUUCUGCAAGAGGACUUGAUACUGACGCUACGCGAGCGCAUGAGAAAUACGGAUCUAGAGUUCAGCACGCAAUGGAAGAUUCUCUUGAUGCAUAAACUCCUUUUUGAGGUGACCAAUAACAAAGAUCAAAUCUCGUCGGUUUACUUGGUCUCCGCGGAGAUUGCUCGGCGCAACAAGAGACUCGACAUUGCAACAAGGUCAAUUGUAAAAGCUAUGGCGCUCAAUGAUGAAGAGGCGUCAAUUGAAUACGCCCACCUUUUGUGGGAGCAGGGAAAGCAAACUGAGGCAAUCAAGACACUAUCGGAAAACCUCGAGUGUGCAAACUCCAAGACAAAAGCUAGAAGGCAGCUCCAGUAUGCUUUGUGGCUCGACGAAUCUAGCCAUUCCUCGUCAGCAACCAUCAUAGAGGAGUACACCAAAGCUUAUAGGCUUGACAAUACUUGGGAGAAGCCGUUCUUCGAUAUCGGAAAAUACUACAGCAAGGUCAUGGAGUCACAGAAUGACAGAAGUGGCUACUACGAGAAGCAAAUCAUCCGUUUCUACCUCCAUGCAUUGAAGCUCGGAACCACCUACAUUUUUGAAGCCCUUCCAAAAUUGAUCACCGUUUGGCUAGACUUUGCCCAGAGGCAAUCGAGAAACAGAGAUGCCAUCAAGCGCUUGGAAACAAUAUCCCAGGAGCUCCUCGAGCAAAAGGAUGGAAUACCUAUGUACGUCUGGUUCACUUGCGUGACCCAGAUUCUUUCCAGAUUGAGUCAUUCCCACGAACCGAGUGUGAAGGUGAUGAUGCAAAUCAUCAGUACUCUCAUAUCCACAUACCCAAAACACACGCUUUGGUACACUUUGUCACACGUGAAAUCCAAGGACGAAGUGCGAAGCAAAAGAGUCUCAAGUAUCUUGGUGGCACUCUGCAGAAACCCAGGCCUCGGCGAGAACAUUCGAAACGCCCAAGUUUUGUUCGACAUUCUUGAAAACCUUGCAUCAGUCAAGACUCCCUCCAAGUCUGGUUCAAAGAAAAGACAGUGGCUGUUGUCCGAGGAUUUCAAUGUGAGAGACACUCAUAAGCCCCACACUGCCUUGGUCAUUCCUGUCAAGUCCAAUCUUGAAAUCCGUAUUCCAGCUGCCAGCUCUUCACCCGGAAGUAGGGCCGUGUGGAACGCGUUUCCCAAGUCGGCGUCUGUCACAUUUGAUGGUUUUGAUGACAAGGUCAAUGUGUUCCAAUCGCUCCAAAAACCAAAGCAAAUCACGGUCCGGGGCUCCGACAACUUGCCCUAUCGACUCAUGCUUAAAAUGGACGACACUCGGAAAGAUGCCAAGGUCUUUGAGUUCACAAACAUGAUCAACCGGUUGUUGACCAGCAAUGCCGAUGCUCGCAAAAGAAACCUUACUAUUGAGAACUACUCCGUGAUUCCACUAGCAGAAGAUAAGGGUGUGAUUGAGUUUGUUCAAGGUGUCAGCACCAUGAAGUCCGUCAUCAACGCCCAACAGAAAAAAGCAGGCUUUUCGCAUGAUGACUCGAGGAUCUUCCGUAAGCUUGCGGAGGCACAAAAAAUUGCCAAGGCCCGAAAUUCGUCGGAGCCCAAUGUGGACGAGAACUUGGUGAUAUUCUUCCGUACUCUUUGCAAAGAGGUCAAACCUGUGCUCCACCAAUGGUUCAUCGAUCAGUUUUCGGAUCCUGCUGUGUGGUAUCUUGCUCGAAACUGCUUCACAAGAACAUCUGCCGUCAUGUCUAUUGUUGGAUAUAUCAUAGGUUUGGGAGACCGGCACUGCGAGAACAUUCUCUUUUUGAAGAAGAACGGGGCUGCUUUGCACAUUGAUUUCGACUGUCUUUUUGAAAAAGGCCGUACCCUCCCAACGCCGGAGGUUGUACCGUUCAGGCUCACGCAAAAUUUGGUGGACGCUAUGGGAAUCACAGGUGUCGAGGGCGCUUUCAGGAAAACAUGUGAAGUAACGGGCGCUUUGGUCCGGGAAAACGAGGCGUCCUUGAUGAACAUCUUAGAGACUUUGAUCUACGAUCCAUUGUUGGACUGGAAGACGCUGGAGAAUCCCCAAGAACACCUCAAGAAGGUGCGCCGCAAAAUCCGGGGGCUUUUGGAGCGGGAGGGUUUGCCAAUGAACAUCCACGGGCAGGUCGACUAUUUGAUACAACAAGCCUCUUCGGAGCAGAAUCUUUGUCGCAUGUAUGGAGGCUGGGGCGCUUAUAUAUAGAUCCGUCAGACACAAGUAACAGUGGUGGAGGCGGGUGUUGAAUGCAUGAAGAUUACAAUGGGGCAGUAGACAGACCAGAAGUUAUCUCAUGGUCAUCGCCUAUAUCUGGCGGCGGCUUUCUUCCGACUGUUGUGUUGGUUCGCGAGAUAGGACGUUGGCUGCUGGAGGGCGUCGUCAAAGCACAACCCAGAAACUGGCUGUCGUGGCUCACCUUGUCGUCAGUGAGUACAUCCUCUUCCAUUGUGGAAUGCGAUGUCGAUUGCUGGGUAUCGAGAAGCCCGCCCAAAGUCGCAGGGGCCACUUCU
Molecule: messenger RNA, 7501 nt
Organism: Metschnikowia bicuspidata var. bicuspidata NRRL YB-4993
Lineage: Eukaryota; Fungi; Ascomycota; Pichiomycetes; Serinales; Metschnikowiaceae
Gene: MEC1
Product: protein kinase
Exons: 1
Coding region: 48-7196 (2382 amino acids)
Biological process (GO): telomere maintenance; DNA damage checkpoint signaling; protein phosphorylation
Cellular component (GO): nucleus
Molecular function (GO): protein binding; protein serine/threonine kinase activity
Source: RefSeq, a predicted model, not a curated record